Messenger RNA from Arctia plantaginis, 1119 nucleotides. The record is from the annotation of a GenBank genome assembly. NCBI's taxonomy places the organism in Eukaryota, Metazoa, Arthropoda, Insecta, Lepidoptera, Erebidae.
AUGGUGAAAUUCUGGUGGAUGUUUAUUUUGUUCGCUAAAACGGCAUCGGCUAGUGAUAACGAACUUCCAGCUUCUGAAGCCCAAAAAGAGUCACGCUUUCUUCCCCUGUUUGAAGUAAAGCGUUUUGACAAUCGGCCUGGCAUUGGCCCUGGUGGUUUGCCCCCGCUAACCACUGUGCCGAUCGCCGGGGAAAGAUGUUCAGCGCGAUUGGAAUCUGCACUAGACCAGAUGAAACGACGAAAACGAACGCAGCUUAUGAAUUUGGAAACACCGCCGAAUCAAAGCAUAGAUCUCAACGGCUACAGCUUAUACCAGCAAAUGCGUUCAGCACCAGUCGAUAUGUACGUCACAAGAAUGCGAGUUCGUCUCCCUCAGAACAGCAACUGGGUACGAGUCGAAAAAUGCUACUUCGACCCGAGAAACGUUUCUUUAGACACCAUGUUGCUGUUUCACGAUAUAACUAUAAGUGGCAACGUAGAUUUGUACGAUGCUAACGAUUUGGAUCGAGGGCUACCACCAAAUAGAAGAUUGCGAAGACAUUACGCAAAUUCCAGAUCAAAAGAUGAACCCUUUAUAGAAGAUUAUCCAAGAAAUCGUGGUAGCAAUGGAUGCAAUAUGAUACUAAGGCUUAGAAAAGCCGGUAUCGGCUUUCACACGAGACCCUUGAAUCAACAACCUGGAAAAUUUAAUGUUAAAACUGAUUCUGAAUUUGUAGAACCUGGAUUUAUAAGCGUUUAUGCGUAUGGUUGCGAAAAGUAUAUCAACAGGAACUCUGUUAAGAAUAAAGAUAAUUUACCCUUAAAACGAAAAAGAAGGUCGGAUGAGUUUUCUUUUGAACCACAUUUUAGACAAAUAUAUGACAUUGGUUUAGAUAGUAAGUCUGCAGACAAUAACUGGGACAUUGUCUACGAACCACGCAGUAGAGUAAACUACGAGAGAAGUAAGCUAUUCAGGCCUGAUGAUGAGUUGGACGAAGCUGAAGACAUAUCCAGGGAAAUGGAGGACAUUUUUACGAAAGGUAUAAGGACUCUUUUAACAACAUAUAUGAAGAAGGAAUUGCAGCCCGCUAUUAAAGAUACUUUGAUGAGAAAUAUGGGUUAUGUGAUAUCUUAUGGUUAA